Xiphias gladius (swordfish) is the source of this 1297-nucleotide messenger RNA. It is a transcript of the gene ankrd29, whose product is annotated as ankyrin repeat domain 29. The record is from RefSeq and is a predicted model, not a curated record. Gene Ontology annotation, biological process: positive regulation of transcription by RNA polymerase II; neuronal action potential; negative regulation of delayed rectifier potassium channel activity. The transcript has 10 exons. Gene Ontology annotation, molecular function: transcription cis-regulatory region binding; transmembrane transporter binding. The coding region runs from base 123 to 1022 and encodes 299 amino acids. Gene Ontology annotation, cellular component: nucleus; synapse; membrane. Lineage: Eukaryota; Metazoa; Chordata; Actinopteri; Istiophoriformes; Xiphiidae.
GAACGGGCGCCGCCAACACCCAAACACAGUGCGGCAAAACAGGCGAGCGGCGCUCAGCUCAGCACCGUCUCUAAUGAACGACUGCGCGGGGAGAAACAUGAGUCACGACUGAGGUCCGCACGAUGUCUUUUAAGAAGGAAACACCCCUGGCUAAUGCUGUGUUUUGGGCAGCGAGGAAGGGGAACUUGGCUCUGCUUCAGCUGCUGCUCAACAGCGGGCGCGUGGAUGCAGACUGCAGAGACAGUUAUGGAACGACAGCGCUGAUGGUGGCGUCGUACAGUGGCCAUUAUGAGUGUGUCAAAGAACUCAUCAUGCAAGGAGCCGACAUCAACUACCAGAGAGAGACAGGCUCUACUGCCCUUUUCUUCGCCUCCCAGCAGGGACACCAUGACGUCGUGAAGCUCCUCUUUGAAUUCGGUGCCUCCACUGAAUUCCAGACAAAGGAUGGUGGCACAGCUCUUACUGUCGCCUCUCAGUAUGGACACUCCAGGGUGGUCGACACCCUGCUGAAGAAUGGAGCCAAUGUUCACGACCAGCUGAAUGACGGUGCCACCCCUCUGUUCCUUGCUGCCCAGGAGGGUCAUGUGACUGUGAUUCGCCAGCUGCUCUCGUCUGGUGGCAAGGUUAACCAAGGGAGGGAGGAUGGCACUGCCCCCCUGUGGAUGGCAGCUCAGAUGGGUCACAGUGAUGUGGUGAAGGUGCUCCUCUUACGUGGUGCAGAUCGAGAUGCUGACAGACAAGAUGGAUCAACAGCAUUAUUCAAAGCGGCUUUAAAGGGACACAACAGCGUCAUUGAGGAGCUCCUCAAGUUUUCUCCUUCACUUGGUCUUCUCAAGAAUGGCUCCACUGCCCUUCAUGCUGCUGUUAUGGGUGGAAAUCUGCGAGCUGUUCUGCUGCUGCUCGGGGCAAACGCAGACCCCACCCUACCCAACAAGAAUAAUGAACUCCCUGCCGAUCUUACAAAGAGCGAUCGCAUCCUAAAAGUUUUACGACCAAAAAUCUCAAACGGAGACAGCUGCUGACAACCCAGACUCCUGCCUUCAUGCCUGCCUGUACCACACUAAUGUGAGGGGAAAAUUAAGCAACAAAACAGUGUCAAACCUACUCAACCACAACGUGUACUGUACAUGGUGCUUGCUUUUGAUUGCUGUCAUAUGUUGAAUAAACCUUGUCUAAAUACUGAGCAACACAAUUUACCACCAAAAUGCAUUUGUCUGCCACAUGCAUCAUCUCCUUUACGCUGGUGUUGUACAGCAAAUGCACAUAUUGUUGUUUAACCCCAGGGUGUUGUAAGAUU